Messenger RNA from Toxorhynchites rutilus septentrionalis, 5712 nucleotides. RefSeq names its product protein FAM13A. Lineage: Eukaryota; Metazoa; Arthropoda; Insecta; Diptera; Culicidae. The transcript is spliced from 5 exons. The record is from RefSeq and is a predicted model, not a curated record. The coding region runs from base 2105 to 4399 and encodes 764 amino acids.
AGGCGCUUCGGUGAAGAGUGAGAGAUUGAGACAGAACUCAAAUUGUGUUGUGAAAAUAACGACCUACUCCAGUCGUGACAUCUGUGCUGUAGCUUUGAUUCCCUCCGUCUCCGGUGACUGCGAAGAUCCACCAAAAAUCAAUUAUUUUUUUCCAAAACAAAAUUUUAUAGUGCCAUUAGUGGUGAGCCGGCUGAUAGUGUGAGAUAUGGUGUGAAACGUGCAAAAAGGAUAACGUGUAUUUCGGAAGCAAAACUUCUCGUGACCAGAAUGAGAAGAAAUUGACCAACUUAACCCCACACACGAGGAAGAUCAAUUCGAUUCGUUAGCGCGGCCCAUAAUUCCUACAAUCGGCAAGGAGGUCAUCAGUGACGACUUCCGUCAUUGCCCUAGAAGAGAGACUCGUAGCAGCCCGGCUGCGUUCAUAAAUCUGCCCGAAUACACAGACGCAGCAACCAUCGAGGGAAAAACACCACUACAUACACAGCGCCAUGUGAAAUUGAGAUAAUCGGUGGAAAGCAAACGAGUGAAGUGUGUUUUUUUGUGAACUUUGGGGGCGAACAUAUACGGGGGUUUGUCACGUACAACAUCUCUCGGAAAACUAGUCGGGAGAGAAAUUUUUUUUUGUGAGAGUGGUGUGUAGAAGCUAAAUUGUUGUGAUUGCUACGAUCGCUUUGCGGCCACCCACCACCCACCUCCUGAACGACAACGCGCGAAGCUUCGCGCUUGGAUCGGCUGUCUCAACAAAGACAAACAAAGACCGAGACACCCGGCCUUUCGGUCUCCGCUCACAUAUUGGUUGGAUAUUUGCUGCGUAAUAAGCGCUUGACUGUACAAGUAGCCGGUGGCGGUGCUUACCGGUGAUCAAUCAACGAAAGUUUGUCCCGUGUUUAUCUGACUGAGAUAGACACUCACAUCACCAACAAAACAAAACAGCGUUGAUUGUGAGGUCCAAUCUGUCAGGAUCGUGAUUUGUGCUAGUGUAAAGUAAGCUCACAAACUGCUCACGUAAGCUAUAUUUGCGGCGUUGAAGGAGCAGACGGCAGUUUUCGUUCAUAUAGGCGCUCCUGAACAUAGCAGUGCGACCGGUGUUUGUCUAAAUCUGUACAUCCGUCAUCCCCAGAGACAAAAAGUUUAAAUCUGGGGCACUCUACGCGGUUCCCAUGCUAAACUACCGCCUCGUUUCAACACAUUUCUUGAAACAACCGUAGAUUCGUUAAGGACCGGUCGUAAAAAUGUGCAGAGAUAGAGAUAUGCCACUUCGAUGAAUUAAUUGCAAUUAAUUGUUCUGCCCGUGUUCCCUUCUCGUGCGUGCAUAUGAGCACGGCCGUGAGUGGUUACCUUCCAUACUGUGUUGUCAUCGUUGAAAAAAGUGUUGCGAUUUUCCAUCAUCGCUGUGUCGUUUCUCGGAAAAGUCUGUACGGGUGAAAGUGCAUCAAAACAAUCAGUCAAUCAAUCGACGGACGAUUUUUCGCCGCAUCGAACACGAAACUGUGAGCACCAAUUCAGCAGCUAGUGUCACACAUCAUCUGAUCUACACUUUGUCACGACCUGUCAAACAAACGGAGAGGGAAAUCGAAUUUCCCUUUCGGAGAGAUCACACUUUUCAGGCGUGUGUAUGUUAUGGUUUUGUGGUGAGCGUAUGUUCUGAGCUCCACAAAUUAAUUGCACACGAUUCUCGACGACCACUCCUUCAUUUGUUAUUGCCGAAAAGUGAGAAGUAUAUAAUUUAAAGGGCAAAACAAAAUCACCAUAAUCGGCCCCAUUAAUAAUUCAUCGUAAAUCGGAGUGAAGGUAAACCGCGAAACGUAGAAUAAAAAAAGUGUGUUAACAUCGUUGCGUUUGCCUCGCUGAUCGAAGUUGCAGCGAUUUUGUGUUUGUACCAGAACGCGGGGUUUCGCUGGAAGUGGUGAGCAUUCGGAAGCGGUUUCUUUGUUUUUUUUCUUGCACGAGUCAGCAUAACAUAGCAAAAACAACAACAGCCAGCAACAGCAAUAACAAAAACAACUCAUACGCAGGAUUCGGCGAAUAGUUUGCGAAAAUUCCACCCAAAAUUGAAGUAUUUACUAAAACCGUUUGGGAAACAGUAACGGCUUGUGUGUGCGGCAUGCGUCGCCCAUCAUCGGGACAGAAUGAAGACGACCUGAGUCGUCUCACAACGGUUAUAUCCCCAACGACAGGAAGCUUAUCGUCGGCGCAAACGGAACAUGAAGAAGGCGAGAACAGUAGUGGCAAGAAUAAUCAUAUUAUCAGCAGCAUCCUGCAACAGCACAGCAAUAUUGGCAGCAAUAUCGACGGUUCCAACAAUGGCGCUGGAAGCUGCAGCAAAGGCAACAGUGGCACAACGACGGGGCCCUCAACGUCCCAGUACCUGCCCAAUUUGAUUAAUUCAUCUGAGUGGCAGAAUUGCAGAAAACGCAAAGAACGACAAGACAGCACAUCCUCUAUCAGUCAGGAUCGGAAACUGAUCCGCUCCAAUAGCGAGGAGCACCUCCCCAACUGCCAGGAGGUGAUUCGUCGUGUGUCUUCGCAUGAGGAUUUCAAAAAACCUCCGCCGCUGAUUGAAAUCAGUGUCGACAAGGAGAACAUUAUUGAGGAAUCUGCCGAAGAGCAGCAGCAGCUGGAGGAGCAGCAAAUUUUCGAGAAGAAUCUAAAAAAUAGCUCAGAGAAUCUGAGGAAAUUUUUUAUAGGUAGCGAAAGUCUUUGUGCGGCCAGCAGAGACACAUUCGAAGACCAGAACAACAAACCUGUCGAUCAAGGUCACGGUCAAAACCAUCACCACCAUCAUCAUCAUCAUCAUCAUUCAUAUAGUAAUCAUUUGAGUCAUAACAAUAACCACACAAAGAAUCGACUUUCGCCGUGUCGGGAUAUACUGAAAGCCCGCAAGGAUUCUGACAGUGAGUUAGAUGGAGAGCACGAGCGUCGUCGUCACUGUGAGCGAUUUUCCAAAACUCGACCCCCUCCCGGGCGAAAAUCCGUCUCUCCGCGGAAUCGCUCCAAGCAAUCAAAGCAUACAUCAUCGGGCAAAGAAAAGAGCGGAAAUGAACACUUCUACUCCAAACAUGAUUCGCAUCAUUCUUUCAAACAUGAACGUCGUGGCUACGGAAAACGAGACAAAUCGUCUGAGCAUAAAACGCCCGAACCGGAAAUCUUUUCCGAUUACAACGAUAACAACGUCUUGGAGAAAGGCACCCCUGAUUCUCCCCGAGAGAAACAGCUGCCGUGGGACCAAUCCUUCCAGGACGAUACCCCUGUGGUAUGUCAACGUUUUGCGGAUCAUAACUUCGAGCAUGCCAAUAAGAUGGGCACCUUCGGCGAGGUGCGCAGUCUUCCGCCCAAUGCAACCAUGAAGCAUUACGGAAACUAUCGCAGCGCGGAGCUUCAUCAGACGAUCCAGAAACCUAUUCCCCAGGCGAACAAUAUGUUCGACGAUCGCAUCAAGGCCACCAACCGCAAGCUCAGUGGAUUGAAGAAGAAAUUGAUCCAGUACGAGGACCGGUUCGAAAGGGAGAAUGGCUAUCGGCCCGCCCAUGGGGAUAAAACGAGUGACAGCUCGAUCCGGGCAGUGAUUGUUGAAAUACACAAACUGCGUAAGGAGAAAAAUCAGAUCAAAGCGGAGUUGUCGGUGGUCAACGCGAAAAUGGCCAAAGGGAGCAGCACUUUGGCUGCGACGGCAGCGGAGCAUGCCAUGGACGAGAGCAAGCUGAUGAAUAUGAAGGAAACGAUAGCCGAUAUCGAGAAGCGUCUUCACGAGAAGCGUGCCACAGAUCAUCGUAGUGACAAUUUGGACAGUCUCUCCAGUGAACAGUUGUCCGAGGAAAAAGCAUCGGUGCAGCGAGCUCUUCUCUAUUUGGAAUCGAUUUACGGGCGCCCUGCUAGCCGGGAAGAGCGUGAUGCGGCGCGUCCUCUCUACGAUCGGUACCGGAUGAUCAAACGGUUGGUGAAUCGCGCCAACUCCAUCAGUGGACCAUGUGGCGGCAAUUCUCAAAUGCCAACGAUUUUGGAACAUGAAGCGCUAGCCAUUGUGGGAACCACGACACCUUCAACUGAUAUCUCGCCACCAUCGGCCACCUCUAUGGUUCAAUCGCCGACCGACACCUCGGUAGCGUCCACAGCAGCUCAGUCAACCGAUGAAUCCGAAACCACGUCCAGUUCGAUCACCGAGAACAUCCAUUCGAUGACGAUUGAGCAGUUGUGGGAGCAUUACGAUGCUGCCCGCGAAGAGAAGAAAGAGCUGCGGCGAACAAUAAAGGACUUCGAGCAAAAGUUCGAGGAAACCACGGGCCGAAAGAUGUUGAAAUCGGACCGGAAGACAAUUGAAGAAACCUACGCUCUGUAUAAGCAGAAAAAGGCGAAGCUUCGGCUCAUUGAUGCUCUUUUCAAAAAACAAAUGUCGAUUUGAAGUGAUCUCGAGAUUCCAUUUUUAACGUAUACAUACUUUAGCGUUGUCUUUUUUUCUCAUCAUCCAGACCGAAUCUUCCUUUUUUUUUGUUUUCCGAACGACAACGUUGGAACUUUCUUUCCAUUUUUCGCAUCCAACCAUCGAGCUUCUAUUUAUUUCAUUUCCUUGAUUUUUCUAUUCCUUCCUCGAUGUUUUAGAAAAAGUUCACCUCGCGUCCCUUUGUGUGCAUCGUGCAUAUAUGCGUUGGAUUUAUUGUAACAUAAUAAAAACCCUUUAGAUAUUAUCAACGGAAAGCAAACUACAUGAAUCAAACGGUAAAUCUUUAUAAAAGAUAUAAUGGAGCAAAUAAUAUUAUUAAAACAAGGUACGAUAUACAUGAGAACCAUAGAUAUCAUAUUCUAUUGUAUGGCUUGUUCGAUUGUUUAAUUUUAUCUUCUGUUGUCUAAUAUCUGUUGUUAAUUAUUAAUUACGUACCUCUAUUCAUUUUCGAGCUACUUAUUAGGAUGCCUUUCCACCUGGGGGAGACAUCCUAAUAAGUGGUAGCGUCGUAUAAGAAAUUACGAAAAACGGUUUUUUGCCGAGGAGAAAAAAAAUAGUAUAUAUACAAGUAGAGGAAACAAAAAAAAAACGCAUAUAUACUGAUAAGCGAGAAAGAAAUAUUUGCAUACAAAAUAUUCAGUUUUAUCUAGUGCAACAAUGUAAACAAUAUUUACAUUUCAAAAUGUGACCUAAGCAAGAUACAUGUAAUGUAUUGAAAUUAUGAUUUAACCUUUUAUAUAUAAUGGAACAUAAGUGCAAACUUAUAACUACCACAUCUGUUUGAAGUAUGAUGUAAAAAACAACACACUCUUUAGAUCGUAUUACCCCACAUUUACAGAACUACACACUAAAUUCACAGCAUACAGAUUCGUUUGAAAUAAAAAAAUAACCAUAGCGUCAUCUCCGUACUAACUUAUCAAUAACAGAAAAAAAAAUCAGCAGCAUACCCGAAACGGCAUAAUACAGAAAACACACACACACACGUAUUUGUAGCUCUUUAAGAUAUAUUACGAAUAUUAUUGAAGAUGAUGGAAUGAACAAAAGCGAUAAGUUCUUAAAGAACGAUUUAUUACAGAUUAUGAGUAUGAUUAUUAUUGCUAUUAAUAUUAUUGCUAGUGUAUUUGGUGCAUAAUUUGACAUGAUGGAUACAAAGAAAGAAAGAAAGAAAAGUUGGGAUUAUGAGAGCGGAAGUUGCGAGAGUGAGCAUGAAUUUAACAGGAUUAAUAAUGUUUCAUGAGAAUAAACAAGCAAAGUUACGUAACGUGCUAGUGAAA